AUGGAUCAGGCAGUUGUUUGGUUGAACCUUCAUGGUCACAUUACUGAGAGUCUUGUGGUUACUCAACCGGAACCGGGUGUUGUUAGGGAAUGGACUAAACCUCCGACAUCGUUUCUGAAAUGCAAUGUUGGAUCGUCCUGGUCUCAAGCUUCAACAGUUGGUGGAGCAGGAUGGAUUAUUAGAGACUCCUCUGGGAAAGCCCUGGUUCAUAGUCGACGAUCUUUCAGAGGUAUAUCAUCAUCGACGCAGGCUGACCUCAUGGCAUUAUCAUGGGCAGCAGCUGCUGUUGUUGACCUGAGAUUGAAGAAUGUGAUGUUUGAGUUCUCUUCACCAAGUGUGGCUGAAGUUCUUAACAACCCUCUGAUAAACCCUUUUAGCUAUCAUAACUGCUAUGAGGUAUUGCGGAAUGUCCAUGCAGUUGCGAGAUGUAGUCUUCAACUAGUUUCAACUUCUAGUAAUACUGCAGCCUAUGCUAUUGCGCUAAGUGUAACACCACUCGUAUGUGGCUAG
Molecule: messenger RNA, 510 nt
Organism: Brassica napus (rape)
Lineage: Eukaryota; Viridiplantae; Streptophyta; Magnoliopsida; Brassicales; Brassicaceae
Exons: 1
Coding region: 1-510 (169 amino acids)
Molecular function (GO): nucleic acid binding; RNA-DNA hybrid ribonuclease activity
Source: RefSeq, a predicted model, not a curated record